This is a messenger RNA of Schizophyllum commune H4-8, 820 nucleotides long. RefSeq lists its product as uncharacterized. Bases 21 to 626 code for a protein of 201 amino acids. NCBI's taxonomy places the organism in Eukaryota, Fungi, Basidiomycota, Agaricomycetes, Agaricales, Schizophyllaceae. The transcript has 2 exons. The record is from RefSeq and is a predicted model, not a curated record.
GCCAACGAUUCCAUUGUCCAAUGGCCGCAUCACUCCCACCCUUAGCCGCGCUUCGAUGUAGCUCGGACUCUCAUGAAGCAUCGCUAGCCUCUACGCUUUCGUUACUUCUCGAGCCGUCCCCGAUACUUCUGAAUCGUCUCGUGCCAGAACUCGCGCAAUCAGGACGCACGAAUGACCUCCAUUCAUACGCCGCCCUCAUCGACCUCGCGCUGGACGUCGUAUCUCACUGGCCGCCCGACGCACAGGCGCAAUUUAUUGCAGGUCACCCCCGGAUCGGGGAAACACAAGCUCUCUCUCAUCUCAGCGCCAAGGAGCAGGCCGCAAAGGCGACGCCGCCCGAGGUCCUCGCGCGCCUCGCGCACCUCAAUGCGUACUACGAGCGCAGGUAUCCUGGCUUAAUAUACAUCACUUUUGUCAACGGGCGCUCGAGGGCGGAGAUUGCGCGCGAGAUGGAGGACAAACUUGGGCUCGAGCACUCCCUGGCGGCAGAUCAGCCGCCAUUGAGUGGAAUUGAGCCUGUGGAGGUAGAGGGGGAGGAGUGGCUGCGGGAAGUGACGCGCGCGGUGGGAGACGUCGGGAAGAUUGCGAAGAGCCGGUUACGUGCGUUGGGUGUGGAGGAGAAUUAGUAGUUUAUAGAGAACCUUGGAGCCAAAUAUGAUGGCUUACGAGCCAGCAGGCCAGAAUACAGCUUCUGAAUAGAAGCUUGUAGAAAGCCUUCCGAUCGCGGGAUGUCGAUGUCUACCAUGAAGAUCGAUGAAUGCGUACACCAGCACGCUUCUCUUAAUUCAAUGACGACGCCGAUGUUCUCCAGUCCGUAGUG